Amyelois transitella is the source of this 1328-nucleotide messenger RNA. Its product is annotated as regucalcin. NCBI's taxonomy places the organism in Eukaryota, Metazoa, Arthropoda, Insecta, Lepidoptera, Pyralidae. Gene Ontology annotation, biological process: L-ascorbic acid biosynthetic process. Gene Ontology annotation, molecular function: gluconolactonase activity; calcium ion binding. The transcript has 6 exons. The record is from RefSeq and is a predicted model, not a curated record. The coding region runs from base 1 to 1113 and encodes 370 amino acids.
AUGUCAUAUAAGAAGAAAAUUGUUGUAAAGUCCGAUAGUAAAAAUAACGUACUUAUUGCGACUACUCUCACUUACAACAGGAACUUUUUUCAGAAAUAUCCUUCGAUUUUAAGUAGAAUUAGAAGUCAUAGACGACAGGAGUCAAAUAAACCAAUAGAAGUUAUUCCGUCUGUAAACUAUGCUACUUUUUCGUACACAAAUGUGACAUACAAACACGCAACGAGUCCGGUGUGUGACCCGGACCUUAACUUGCUGUACUGGGUGGAUGCACUCAACCAAAACGUGCAUGCUCUUGACUGGAACACUGGAAAACAAAUUAAACGGCAUAUCGACUAUGGCGAAGUUAAUUUUAUCGUACCGAUCCAGAAUAGUAACAGAGUUCUGCUUGGCGUCAAAUCAGAGUUAUAUCUUCUUGACUGGGAAGUCGAAGGUAGCGCUGGGCUGCGACUCGUAACACUGGUGGACCAGGGGCAACCUGACAACACACUCAAUGAGGGAAAGGCGGACGCGCUCGGUAGACUGUGGGCUGGUACCAAGGGAGCACAAUCUGGGAAUAUGGUGGUGCCCGACAACGGCGCCCUGUACAAGUUCGAGCAGCCAGACUUCUUCCCGCACGUGGUUCUGAAGCCCGUCUCCAUCUCCAACGCCCUGGCGUGGUCACUGAACAACUCCGUACUAUACUAUAUAGACUCGGCAACUAAGAAGAUUGAGGCCUUCGACUUUGACUUGGAAAGGGGUCAUAUAAGCAAGCGUCGCACUAUAUUUGACAUUACAGAAUAUGGAUAUGAAAAAGCUACACCCGAUGGCAUGACUAUAGAUAAAGAUGGAAUGCUUUGGGUGGCUUUGAUGUUUGGAGGGUCGGUUAUACGAGUCGAUCCAAACGCAAAGCGAAUAAUCGAACUAUAUGAGUUACCAGUUACUGGCGUGAGUUCCGUAGGUUGGGCAGGUCCCGACUUGGACCAGCUCAUUGUGACCACCUCCCGAAGGAACAUGGAUCAGGAAUUCUCAUCCCACGAGCCGCUAGCAGGUUCCCUUUUUAUACUAACAAAUACAGGAACUGCGGGAGUACCCAGCUUUAAAGUGGCUUUCGAAAAUGCUGACGAGUAUCGGUAGUCUAGGAUUAUAUAAGUAUGUAUGUUAAAGUGAACAUUGGUAUUUACUGGGAUUUCUUGGGAUAUGAAUAAAAAUGUAGCCUCCAAAGUUUGUAUCACAGAGUGUGAGGAUAGGAUUUUUGUUAUGAAAUUCGUUUAAUUGGACUGUUGUAAAAUAAAUUUUGUAUGGAAAUAAAAAAGAAAAUUUUCUGAAAUAAUUUAUUAGAGGACAAGAAU